AUGGGAGAGCAUGAGAUUCCGCCGUCGAACAAAGGGUACAAGAUGCUGACGAGCAUGGGCUGGAAGGCAGGAGAAGGUUUGGGUGCGGAGAAGCAAGGGCGGAAGGCUCCCGUGCCAACAUGCUUCAAGCGUGAUCGAGCGGGCCUCGGAAAGAAGAAUCUCCCACUUCAUGUGACCCAUACAUCGGUGGUGACCGUGGUGACGAAACCAACACCGCCCCCGCAACCAAAGCUGACCGCGUUCGAGAAGAGACAGCUGCAGCAAGAGAAAGAAGCGAUGGAGAAGAAGCACACGUCGUUCGCUCGAGACUUGUACGGAGAUAUGGCUGAUGGUUACGAGGAGUACUUUCAGUGAUGCAUGUUUUGGCGCAAUUUUGAGAAGUCGUACCAGCAUGCAUGGCAACGACUAAAACAGCAGCGUCCGUACUAUCGAUGGCAGCGAGCUCGCUCAUGUACCAAUGCUCCAGUCUGUUGCACAAGUGGUAGAAAGCCAUGGCACGCAACAAAAGGCAACUUGUGUCUGUUAAAUGGAGUAUUGGCUAUGUUGACUCUUGAUCCUUGCAGGAGAAGGG
Messenger RNA from Aphanomyces invadans, 571 nucleotides. RefSeq lists its product as hypothetical. Gene Ontology annotation, molecular function: nucleic acid binding. The coding region runs from base 1 to 354 and encodes 117 amino acids. NCBI's taxonomy places the organism in Eukaryota, Oomycota, Saprolegniomycetes, Saprolegniales, Verrucalvaceae. The transcript has a single exon. The record is from RefSeq and is a predicted model, not a curated record.